GGCCCAAGGACUUUGGCCCAGCCCAAUUCCAUUCUUAGUCUAACCCAAACCCAAUAGCUCCUCCCACCUCACCAAACGCAUCCCGCCAUUACCAGACACUCUCCCUCGCUCUGCAACGAUGCCGGUGACCAUACGUCGCCUUCUCACCGCCACUCUCAGAACCCCGAAUAUUCUCUCUCAUUCACGCCCAGCUCUCUCCUCUCGCCACGUAGUCCCCCAACCCUCAUUUCCGCUCACCCACCCGUCACUCUACCACCGCUUCCUGUCCUCCUCAUCCACCGAAAACCCUAACCCUCCAAACCCGCUCAGAACCCGAACCCCACUAGAAAAGCAAUUCGAGACAUGGGUCCAUAAGCUCAAACCCGGGUUCGGGCCACUCGAAGUCAAGGAGGCCCUGCAAGCCCAAUCGGACCCGGAUCUCGCCCUCGACAUUUUCCGGUGGACUGCCCAGCAGCGCAACUACAAGCACAACCAGGCUACCUACCUCACCAUGGUCAAAAUCCUAAUCGACGGCAAGAGGUUCCGGCAGGCCGAAACCCUAGUGGAAGAGGUAAUCGCCGGAGCUUGUGAAAUUAGCGUGCCUCUUUAUAAUUCCAUGAUUCGAUUUUGCUGCGGAAGAAAGAUGCUUUUCAAUCGUGCGUUUGAUAUUUAUAAGAAAAUGUUGAACUCUGAGGAUUGUAAACCCAAUCUUGAAACUUAUGCUCUGCUAUUGAACUCAUUGCUUAGGAGGUUUAAUAAUAUGCAUGUGUGCUUUGUGUACCUGCGUGCGGUGCGGUCUUUAUCGAAGCAAAUGAAGGCGUGUGGAGUGAUUCCUGAUACUUUUGUGUUGAAUAUGAUCAUAAAGGCUUAUUCAAAGUGUUUGGAAGUUGAAGAUGCAAUGCAGGUUUUUCGCGAAAUGGGAUUGUAUGGGUGCGAGCCGAAUGCGUAUACUUAUGGUUACAUUGCUAAAGGGUUGUGUGAGAAGGGGAGGGUAGGUCAGGGUUUAGGGUUUUAUAAGGAGAUGAGAGGAAAAGGAUUGGUGCCUACCAGUAGUACAUAUAUGAUUGUGAUUUGCAGUCUCGCUAUGGAACGGAGAUAUGAUGAUGCGAGUGAGGUUGUGCUUGAUAUGUUGAGUAAUUCCAUGUCUCCUGAUUUGUUAACUUAUAAAACGUUAUUGGAAGGAUUGUGCCGGGAUGGGAAGGGUUCCGAGGCGUUUGAUCUACUAGAGGAUUUCAGGAAAGGGGAUAGUAAGAUGGGUGAAAAAACUUACAAGACUUUGUUAAAUGCAUUGCAUUUUGUAAAUGGGGAGUAAUUCAAUACUGGUCCUCUGAGUUCAGUUCAAAUCGUAUAUACCCUAUCCUUGGUUGGAUUCAUAUAUGAGAUUUGAAAUCUUCAAAUAUCAUAUGAGAGAUGCGCGUUGGAUGUAAUAAUAUGACAAUGGCUGAAGAUGUAUUAGCAUUUAUGUUCUGCUAUGCGUUUUGGCGGCUCUCUUGAAUCAAUAUUCAAGGAUGAGUUGGGAUUGCUCAGAAUGUUAUGGAGGUUAGUUUCUGCACUUUCAGUAUACAUUAGAAUCCAGGAGAGUAGAGUUUCCUUUUUUUGAUUGCGGUGCAAGGUAAACAAUUCAAAAUUUCAAGGAGACUUACUUUGUUUAUAAUGUUGUUGGAUGGAGUGGGAACUAAAGUGAAACUCUUUUUGAGAUGAAGUGAUCAUACAGUCAUCCAUUGUUUUGCCUAUCUUGCCCGUCUUCAGAUUGAUACUUGGAAAUCGAACCUCGAGGAUGCCAUUUAUUCAGGUAGUCAUUAUACUUGUCAAUCUAAUAUGGUCAUGCUAACUGAGAUUUGGGAUGUUAUAAGAAGUUGGUUGUAGAACCUUGCAUGGCUUGAAGUUUUGUUGAUCAGUUUUUUAUUCCCUGAA
Messenger RNA from Prunus persica (peach), 1893 nucleotides. Its product is annotated as pentatricopeptide repeat-containing protein At3g25210, mitochondrial. The record is from RefSeq and is a predicted model, not a curated record. The transcript has a single exon. The coding region runs from base 119 to 1291 and encodes 390 amino acids. NCBI's taxonomy places the organism in Eukaryota, Viridiplantae, Streptophyta, Magnoliopsida, Rosales, Rosaceae. Gene Ontology annotation, molecular function: protein binding.